This is a messenger RNA of Armigeres subalbatus, 3932 nucleotides long. RefSeq lists its product as uncharacterized. Gene Ontology annotation, biological process: protein histidyl modification to diphthamide. The record is from RefSeq and is a predicted model, not a curated record. The transcript is spliced from 12 exons. Lineage: Eukaryota; Metazoa; Arthropoda; Insecta; Diptera; Culicidae. The coding region runs from base 1111 to 3552 and encodes 813 amino acids. Gene Ontology annotation, molecular function: diphthine-ammonia ligase activity.
UUUCGAUUGCACCGUGGUGUUCUUUUUAUCAAAGUGUCAAAAAUUAAGAUUUUUGGAAACUGUUUUGGUUGGCAAUAGACGAUUAGCUCGGUAUUGAUCCCUUUGCGGUGCUUAUUUCCGCCAGGAAGACGCAUUCUAAGUGAACAUUCGAAUAUACCAAAAUGCAUACCGAUUAGUGACCGUAGUGUGUUGGUUUAAUAAGGGAUAAAAUGUUAUCAAAGAACCGCGCAACAAAUUGUGCAGCGGGCAACAGAUUUAUGACCAUAAUAUCACUAUCGUGGAAAUGAUAAGAAACUAGACUAGAACCAACAUUGCAGUAAUCAGACGGUCAUACAAAGGCGGAUCUCUGAUCUAUAGUGAUAGUGUCCUUGGUACAUAUAGUGUAAAUUGCGGACAUUCCUUGAUCAAAAACAUUGCUAAUAGUGCCAUAUUAGUGAAUCCAGAGAAAAAGUGACUGCUUCAACCAGCUGGUUUUAUAACUACAUAAGAAGGGAAUCUUCACUACAUGCGGUGAUAAGAGUGUUAUCUCCCCUCGGCUCUCGUUGCCAAAUCAAAGUCAGUGACGGCUGAGUAACGAAUUUAUAUCAGCCGCAGGCAUCUGCAGCACCAGAAAUGAGGUGUAGCAGCAGGAGCAGCGAUUGUCUGCAUAAGUGAUUUGCAAGCCUUCUUGCCGUCAUCACGGUCGUCACUAUAUAGAAGUGUCGUUCGCCGAGCAGCGAAAGAACCGCGCGAGGGAAGGCAAGUGAAGGUCGUUUCGGUAGUGAGUGCAGCUAACUGCGAAGAAACGGGUAGAACACGCCUGAAGGGAAAACAGCUGGCAGCGCCCGAACUGUGAACUCCAAAGAAUAAUGCGAAUUACCGCGAGUGUUAGAACUUUGACUUGUUUUGGUCGUGCUUUGGUUGUUCGUUGAUUUGUUUGUUUCGUUUGCUCAUCAUAUUUAUUACUUCUAGGAACAGUUUUGUUUUCGUUAGUGUUGUCGAUCUUCCGUAUCACAUUGUUUGCGAAUAAAGUUCAUUAUCGAUUUGUGUUAUGUUUAGACAGUUUAUGUAGUUUAUUAUUUUUGUUGAAUCGAAUCGUGAGUUUCGGUAGAUCAAAAGAAGCACAAAACCAUGCGGGUCGUGGCGCUUGUGAGCGGUGGCAAAGACAGCACCUACAAUAUGAUGCAGGUGACUGCCGAAGGGCAUCAGGUGAUCGCCCUGGCCAACCUGCACCCUAAAGACAAAGAUGAACUGGAUAGCUACAUGUACCAGACGGUAGGACACCAAGGCAUAGAGAAAUUGGCUCAAGCCAUGGAAUUACCUCUGUACCGAAAAAUAACGCGAGGCAAUUCUAUCAACACCAAGGGCAAUUACGAACCAACGGAAGACGAUGAGGUUGAAGAUCUCUACGAGCUGCUCCGGCAGGUCAAAGAAGAGCAGAAUGUAGAAGCGGUCGCAGUUGGAGCUAUCCUGUCCGAUUACCAACGAGUACGAGUUGAGAAUGUGUGCAAUCGUCUCCAGUUGAUAUCACUGGCCUACCUGUGGCGACGAGAUCAAACCGAACUGCUACAAGAAAUGAUCGACUGUCAGGUGUACGCAAUCAUCAUCAAGGUGGCCGCCCUGGGGCUCAUCCCUGAUCGACAUCUGGGUAAAUCGCUCAAAGAGAUGCAGCCCCAUCUGCUGAGUAUGAAGGACAAAUACGGGUUAAACGUUUGCGGCGAAGGUGGCGAAUACGAGACCUUCACAUUGGAUUGUCCCCUUUUCAAGAGCCGCAUCGUUGUAGACGACGUUCAGACGGUGAUAAGUUCCGCCGAUCCGGUCUGUCCGGUAGGGUACCUUAAUUUUACCAAACUCCGACUGGUGCCAAAGGACCGAACCGAGACGGUAGUGGUGAAGAAUUCACUCGACUUCAUCGCUGAUCUAAACGAGAGUAGCUAUAGUGACUUAAGCGAUCCAGAUCUAAGUGAAACAGAGCUGGAACUGAUAGAGAAGGUGACCAAUGCCAAGGCGGUUACGAUGCGUACUUCGUUCAGCAAGGACGAUCUCACGGCGGAUGGUCCUACCGGAGUAUCCCGCAGUAAUAGCAUUACCAAAGAUUUCGCCACAGAAGUGAUUCAGCUGCCGCGAUCACCAGUCAAGAUACUCACCAAGCGACUUAGCAUAGAUGGAAACAGUGGGAGCGGCGGCGGUGGUGGAACUGCUACUCAAGAUACCAAGUUGGUGUACGAACGGGAACAGGAGCCACUGACGAAUGAACCUCGGGCAAUCGUGAAUUCCAAAGGGUGGAUGUGGGUGGCUGGAGUUCAAGGGGUGGCCCAAACAUCUAGUCAAGCGAUGGAAAUCGCCCUCAAAUCGCUGGAAGACCUUGUAACCUCAAAUUCGUUCACACUACGCCAGAUAUGCUACAUUACCUUGUACGUGAGAGACAUGAACGAAUAUUCCUAUCUUAACGAAAUUUAUUCGGAAAAAUUCGGCUUCACGAAUCCUCCAACUAGGGUUUGCGUAGAAUGUCCUCUUCCCGAGAAUUGCCACGUUGUGUUGGAAGCGGUCGCAUUCAAUCCCGAAAAAUCUAUAUCUGAACUGGAACAUAAAAGACACACAAUGCAUGUCCAGGGUAUCUCUCACUGGGCUCCUGCUAACAUUGGUACUUAUAGUCAAUCGACGAAGGUGGGUCAUAUAACCUACAUAUCGGGUCAAAUUGCGCUUGUCCCGGGUAGCAUGACCAUCAUUGAGGGUGGCAUCAAGCAGCAAUGCAAGCUCACGUUGCGCCAUGUUAGCCGGAUAGCGAAAGCAAUGCAUGGUCAAGGUCAGCUACGGGAUGUCGUUCAGGGAAUUUGUUUUGUAACUCACCCGAGUUACAUUUAUGAAGCCCGGAGGCAAUGGGAACGGCGGACAGCUAACGCAAUCAUAGAUUACAUCGUAGUACCAGCAUUACCUCGAGGAGCCCUCGUUGAGUGGCAGGUCUGGGCUCACACACAUAACGACAAGUUUGAUUAUGAGGAGACUGGUUGUUCCAUAGGAGAUUAUUCAAUUUCUAUACGAAGACGUUGGAAUUACGAAAAUAAUUGUGCAUCUGUAGUCUGCUAUGUAUCUACUGGCCUGGCAACAUCAACGACCAAACUGGCGGAAUUGAGCGAUGACUUCCUUCAGCACCACCAUCAACUUGCCCAAAGCUUCAGUCGAGAGCAAAUCCACGAUACGAUAGCCUACGUGCUGCGGAAACUGCUCCAAGAUUAUCCAGUGGGGAACAGCCCGACGAACGAGUCCGGUUCUUCAUCAUCGGACGAACAGAACCACCAUAACAGUCAUCACCCACAGUACCAUCAUCAAGUGAGUCACCACAGAACGGAAGGAGCAGAACCAAAAACCGAAUGCGGCAAACCGACCGUUCACUUGCGCUUCUUCUAUCAGGUUUCGUCGAUUGCGUCCGUCCAGCUGCUAGUGGAAGCAAUCGAAAGUUUUCUUAGCUUACCGUCCAACACGGCCCGGAUUGCGUAUACCGUAGUUCCGGCGUGCCAUUUGCAAAACUUUAGCACCUUUAUUUCGAUUUGUGGCCUGCGGCAUCACGAAUAAAUUUAUUAGAAAAAAAAAGAAGCCAACGAGAUUGUCAUGUCAGCGCUUAUUUGCUAUCAACUUUUUACACAACUACGACAUUUUCCAAUUUUACAUGUUACUCAAAACUAAAGUUUAAACAGAUUAAUAUAACAAGUGGAGGUUUUUUCCCUGCUGUUGCGAUAAGGGAAGAGGAAAAGGAGCGAAAUAAUGAAAAAAUCAAAAUUUAAAGUCAGGUUCUAGCGACAGUUCAGCGUGUCAGCUAAAAAAUGUUCACGAAGCAUCCUAAGCUCAGGUGGAUUGUUCACGGAUCGCUUAUCUUACUCGAAGUCAGCUAAAAGUAUAUAUAAUAUAUUACAUGUUAAUAAAAAAAAAGUAAUUGAUGAUCCAAUGCAAAAUAA